Molecule: messenger RNA, 1299 nt
Organism: Coffea eugenioides
Lineage: Eukaryota; Viridiplantae; Streptophyta; Magnoliopsida; Gentianales; Rubiaceae
Product: vinorine synthase-like
Exons: 1
Coding region: 1-1299 (432 amino acids)
Source: RefSeq, a predicted model, not a curated record
AUGGCACAGGUAGAGAUAAUAUUGAAGGAGUACAUCAAACCAUCUUCUCCAACACCCCUUCAACUCAAACACCACAAUCUGUCCUUCAUUGAUCGUCUUCCAACGCCAAUCUAUCUUCCCUUCAUACUAUUUUAUCAAAAUCACGCUUCAUCUCAUCGCUCCCAAAUUUCCCAGCAGCUAAAACAGUCCAUAUCUCAAGCCUUAACCAAGUUCUACCCCUUAGCAGGAAGGAUACAGGAUGACGUUUUCGUCGAUUGUAAUGAUUCAGGGGCUUUAUUCAUCGAAGCUCAAGUUCGUUCUUCCCUUUCAGAGGCAACUCAAAACUUUGUAAUUGAGGAAUUCAACCAUUAUCUGCCAAUAAAGCCUUACGAAAUUAUUGAGAAUAGUUUGAGAAAUGAUGUCCCAUUAGCUGUUCAAAUCAGUUUCUUUAAGUGUGGAGGCAUGUCUGUUGGAGUUUGCAUAUCGCACAGAAUAGCUGAUGCAUUAUCUGUCGUGAUGUUCUUGAAUUCAUGGGCUGCUAUAUGCAGGGGUAGCGACGAUAGUGAGAUUCUGAAACCAAAUUUUGAUCUGGGAUGCCUUCAUUUUCCUCCUCCAGAAGAUGUCCCUAGAGCCCCUCUUAUAUCAGUUGCAGAUAAACAAAAGAUUGUUGCAAAGAGGUUUGUAUUCAGCAAGGAAAGGCUGGAAAGAAUCAAAGAACUAGCUUCAUCAGACUCCACUUCUACAAUAAAGGAUCCAACUCGAGUAGAAGCGCUUUCCGCUUUCAUAUGCAAGAAUUUCAUUGAGGUAAAUCGGUCAAAACUUGAUUCUGAAACCAUGUUUGUUGCAAUCCAUAAUGUGAACUUGAGACCAAAAAUGAAAUUACCACACGAUGAAUUCGCCUUUGGGAAUGUUUCCCUACCUAUUUCUGCCGUGUUGAUGCCCGAGAUGGAGAAAGAAUGCCAUAAUUUAGCGGGACAUUUGAGAUAUGCAAUAAGAAAUGUAAAUGAUGAUUUUGUGAAAAAUGUUGUUCAACAGAGAGAGCCUUAUCUGAGGAUUUUGAGUGAAACAAGGAAACUUUUGUCUAAGGCAGAGAUGUGUUAUUGUAACUUUACCAGCUGGUGUAGGUUUCCUGUAUAUGAAGUGGACUUUGGCCGGGGAAAGCCUUUUGCAAUUGGCACGGCAGCUGUGCCUAGGAAAAACACCAUAAUUUUGAUGAGUACCAAAUGUGGUGAUGGAAUAGAAGCAUGGAUUAACAUGGCGGAAGACCAUAUGGAGUUGCUCCCAAGUGACUUUCUUUCACUUGCAAAUCAUGAUUUUUAG